UUCACCGAAAUCAGGUUUAGUAUUUUAUUUCAAGAAAAUGGCUGAGUCUGCUUCGGUUGAGGCAAAUAUUAAUGAAAGCACUCCAAAUAUUCAGCCUGUAGCUCCAGAAUCAGAAACUUCAAGUAGUAAAGAAGAAACAAGUGAUACCUUUAAUGACUUCUAUAAUGAGGUUAAAGCUAUUGAAAAGAGGGAUUCAGUUCUGACACCCAAACAACAAAUAGAUCGUCUUAACAGACCAGGGUCAACUUACUUUAAUCUAAAUCCAUUUGAUGUAUUACAGAUAGACCCUGAUACACCUCUAGCAGAUGUCAAAAAAAGAUACAGACAGAUGUCAAUUCUUGUGCAUCCUGAUAAAAAUCCAGAUGACAUAGAAAGAGCCCAGAAAUCUUUUGAUUCUUUGAAUAAAGCCUAUAAAACACUAGAAAAUGAAGAAGGUAUGAAAAGAUGUAAAGAGAUAGUGGAAGAAGCUGAAUCUAGAACUGAUGAAAUGAUGAAACAGAAGAAAAAACAACUAAAGAAAGGAGGUAAACCAACUGAUAUACCUGAGGAUGAUAGAGUUCAAUAUAAACAUGCUGUAUAUGUACAAACAUGUAAAUUGUUUGCUGAUUUAGAGAGAAUGAGGAGAGAAAAGGAAACAAGAGAAAUGCAUGAAAAAAAAAGGAAAGCUGAAGAAGAUGCAGAAGAGGAAGACAAGAGAAAAAUGCAGAAAGAAUGGGAGAAAAAUUUUGAAGCCUCAAGAACAGGUCGAGUUGACAGUUGGCGUAGUUUUAAAUCUGGUGGUAAAGUUAAAAAACCUAAAGGAUUCUUCAGACCACCCAAACCAAAAGCAGAGCAACGUUAACCUAGAUAUGCUUUUAUCAUUGACAUUGUAUUUUAUUUAUGUGUGUGUCCAGACAGAAUAGCUGUUUAAUGGUAUAAAUCAUUCGUAAGUGUGGUGAGAUACAUAUGUAUAAAAACUAGCAAUCACGUUCCUCUUUCAUGAAAUUGUAGUUACAGCAAAUUACAUUGAACUCAAAACCAAAGAUCAGAACAUUGACUUAUUAAUUCCAUCUAGAAAUAUUAAGGAAAGAAUAUUAUCUAAAUGUUCUCUGUGUAUCCUCAAAGUUUCUGCAGUUUCAACACUGAACAGAUCUGUAAAUUGUACAACUACUCAUAGACAAAUGAAGACUCAAUAAUAUGACUUAUGAACAAUCUGUUAAGAUUUGAAUGACACAUUGAGCAUCAUAAAGGAAAUUUGAUAUCUAUACAGUAUUGUUAAUGAAAUGUUAGAUAUUCAUUAAAGCAUAUUUCAUGAUGUCAUCAUUCAGAUGUUAAUCCUUGAUGUAAUAGUACCUUUGCUCUGUUUUGUACCUGUAUAUUAACUCAUUGUUUUGUUUUGUUAAUGAUAAGAAUAUACCUGUUCUCCAUUUUCUAUGUUCAAGGGAAGUUUAUUGUGAUUGAAUUUUUUAACAAUUUGAAAUAACUGAUCAUGAUUUCUCUAUCAGAACAAAUGCCUUGAAUUUCCAUUUUAAUGUUUGAUAUUGAUAUUUUAUUCCUCUAUCUUGUUCCAUUCAGUGUGUCAUGUGUUAGAAAUCUAUUUUAUCUGUAAAAUGAUGUUUGUUGAAUCAUCAGGUCAGCAUUUAUUACAGAUGUAUAUAAGUAUUUUUGUGUAUAUAUUUUUGUAAAUAAUAACAUCAUUACUUAAUGAACUUGUAUAUUAUUUAUGUAUGUACAAUUAAAAAAAGGAAUAAGAUAUUUUCCCCAGAAUUUACAUAA
Molecule: messenger RNA, 1755 nt
Organism: Patella vulgata (common limpet)
Lineage: Eukaryota; Metazoa; Mollusca; Gastropoda; Patellidae
Product: dnaJ homolog subfamily C member 8
Exons: 9
Coding region: 38-841 (267 amino acids)
Cellular component (GO): nucleus
Source: RefSeq, a predicted model, not a curated record